UUUAUAGUUCCUCAAAACUGGACUCAUAACUUAUUUUAUUUUUCCUGUUUAGUCUCCAUAAAUAUAUGAGUACUUAUCCCGUUUGGGUUUUUCCCGCCGUGUAUCAAUAAAUCGAGAGGUUCGAUGAAAGGCAUCUCUUGUACGCUCAUUGAAUCAUGUUAUAAUCUAAGUCAUGAUUAUUUAUGAAUAUAAACUAAAUGUGUUUUAAAAUUUGUUAAACGUUGCUGCGUCGCCGGACGAGAAUUCCGCUUUGUAGAUGCGUUGAAAAAAUAAAAAACGCUUAUUCGAGUAAUAUCAACCAAACUAAAGGUCGUGAAGUGAGUUCUGCACAAGUGAAGAUAUUUAAGCCCGUGAAGUCAAGUUAGAUUGUGGGACAACAAACUAGUAUUUAUAAUUACAACUAACAUAGAAACAACUGAUCUGUUUGUAUUUCACUUAGUGUUGUCAAGGUGUACACAUACAUCACAGUUACCUCAUACCACUAAUUUAUGUUCUAAAUACAGUAAGCACAAUGAAGUCGCACAUAGUUGGAGUUUUGGCAUAUUUCUUAAUCUCGGUAGGCUUGGGAAGGUCUCAACAAUUUAGCCUCAGUGACUCAGUAAACGCUUUUGCCAUAGAUCUGUUAGAGGAAACAAUUAAUCUCGCCGGAGACUCAUUAAAUGUUGCCAUAUCACCGUACACAGUAUGGAGCCUGAUGAACAUCUUAGCAGAAGGGUCAAGGAAUAAUACAGCUCGUCAGUUAGAAAACGCCCUAAGAAUACCUCAAGACAAAACGGCUUUGAGGAAAAAUUUCCAAAAUUUCACCAACACGCUACUGACCAAAACCAAUGGAGCUACUUUAGAUAUAGAUACGGCAAUGUUCACCAAUGAAAAUUUUCCUCUAAAAAAUAAUUUCCGUGCUAUAAUAGAUCAGUAUUACAAGGUGGCAGUGAACCAACUAGAUUUUAAAAAUUCUGCUUUAGCUGCAUCUUCAAUCAAUAAGCACGUAGCUCUAGUUACCAGAGAUAGAAUUAAACAAUUAGUCAUUCCGGCGGAUGUUAAGAAUGCCCAAGUCUUUCUAACCAGUGUGUUAUAUUUCAAAGGGCUGUGGAAAAUGCCUUUUAAUACAAGCGCUACCCACAAAGAGACCUUUUAUGAUGAAAAAAAUAACAAAAUUAGUGAAGUUGACAUGAUGUUCCAGAUUGGGGUAUUUCCAUAUUCCAGGAUGGAAGAAAUAAAAGGUCACGUGCUGGACCUGCCUUAUGGGCAGGAUCGUAAAAUGUCCAUGAUAGUGAUUUUACCUUUCAAAGGAGAAAGUAUUACGGGAGUUCUAAAUUACCUGUCAAAGAUGCCAUUUUCUUCUGUCAUUAAGAGUUUGGAAGAUGCAGAAAAAGAAUUUGUAGAUGAAGAUAUUCACGUCUAUUUGCCUAAAUUUAAAAUAUCAUCGGAUUUCGUCCUCAACGGUCCACUGAUUAAGAUUGGAAUAAAAGACGUUUUCAGCAGUGAAGAAGCUGACUUGGUGGGUAUGUUCGAUCACUUCCUCUAUGUGUCAAAAGUAAUACAGAAAGCCGAGAUCGAAGUUAACGAAGAGGGUACAAUAGCUACUGCGGCGUCAGGUGCUGCUUUGCAGAAUAAGUCCCAGCCACCGAAGUUUAGAGCUAACAGACCAUUCUUGUAUUUCAUAGUGGACAGGUCAACAAGAAGUGUAAUGUUCGCAGGGAAAGUGACCAAUCCAAAUAUAACCCAGUAAAGAAGUGACACAUAUUUAUUCUUAAUCGUGUAAUGAAUAUAUCCGUGUACAUUUAUAAAUACAUACUAGCGACUUGACGUUCUGAUCUGAGCAAUAAACAUGUCUUUUUUGCUGAA
Messenger RNA from Anoplophora glabripennis (Asian longhorned beetle), 1845 nucleotides. RefSeq names its product serine protease inhibitor 77Ba. Gene Ontology annotation, molecular function: serine-type endopeptidase inhibitor activity. The coding region runs from base 512 to 1729 and encodes 405 amino acids. The transcript has 8 exons. The record is from RefSeq and is a predicted model, not a curated record. Lineage: Eukaryota; Metazoa; Arthropoda; Insecta; Coleoptera; Cerambycidae.